GAUUUUUAAUUCCUUCCCCAUAUUAGUUACUGCUCUCCAGACAGUUUGCCUCUCAGAAUCACUUCUCGUUAGCCUCACGGACGACCCAACUAAGCUUCGCCGGGAAACCGGCCCUCCAUUGGUUUCGAAUCAUUUUCCGGUGUUGUUCGACAUUUUUACGACCAACCAAGUUUUCGGCCGAGAUAUACACCUCCUGCUCCUCAACUUGUUCCGAGCUCACUCUGCCGAAGACUCUGCUCAUUUCACUUACAGUAUCUCCGGAAAAGGUUUCAAAUUUGGGGUUUUGUCCAAAAGCAGUUGUUAUACUGCUCAAUUUUCUAGAAAGCUGGUUAUGCUUAAAAACAGUGUAGCUAAGUGAGGUUGUGUAUCAUUGACUCCUCCUGCAGCCAAAUGGAAAUUUUUAGGAGGGCCAUACUGCAACCUGGGCCGCCUGAAACUUUUGCUUUACAAACAGUUCAACAAGUCAUUAAACCUCAGAAACAAACAAAGUUAGCGCAAGAUGAGAAUCAGUUAUUAGAAAAUAUUCUCCGAACUUUGCUUCAGGAACUGGUGUCUUCUGCAGUACAGUCAGGGGAGCCAAUAAUGCAAUAUGGGCAAUCAAUAGAUGAGGGAGAAAGUACCCGGGGUCAUAUUCCGAGUCUUCUCGACAUUGUAUUAUAUCUUUGUGAAAAGGAGCACAUUGAAGGCGGCAUGAUAUUCCAGCUUUUAGAAGACUUAACUGAAAUGUCUACAAUGAGGAACUGCAAAGAUAUCUUUGGUUAUAUAGAGAGUAAACAGGAUGUAUUAGGGAAGGUUGAGCUCUUUGCUCGUGGUAAACUUGUGAUGUUGAGGACAUGCAAUCAACUUCUUCGUCGUCUAUCAAAGGCAACCGACGUGGUCUUCUGUGGACGAAUUCUAAUGUUCCUGGCACAUUUUUUUCCAUUAUCUGAGCGUUCAGCUGUAAAUAUAAAAGGAGUUUUUAACACAUCAAAUGAAACCAAAUAUGAGAAAGACCCCCCUGAUGGCAUUUCCAUUGAUUUCAACUUCUAUAAGACCUUUUGGAGUUUACAGGAACAUUUUUGCAAUCCUGCUUCCAUAAGUCUUGUUCCUAUCAAGUGGCAGAAAUUCUUGUCCAAUUUAUUGGUUGUGCUGAAUACAUUUGAAGCUCAACCUUUAAGUGAUGAAGAGGGAAACGCCAAUAAUUUGGAGGAGGAAGCAGCAACUUUUAGUAUAAAGUAUCUUACUAGCAGUAAACUAAUGGGUUUGGAGUUAAAGGACCCAAGUUUUCGGCGCCAUAUUCUUGUGCAGUGCCUUGUACUGUUCAACUAUCUGAAGGCCCCAGGUAAAACUGAAAAGGAUUUGCCUUCUGAGAGUAUGAAAGAGGAAAUAAAAUCAUACGAGGAGCAUGUUAAAAAGCUGCUUGAGAUGACUCCACCAAAGGGUAAAGAUUUUCUUCAUAAAGUUGAGCAUAUACUCGAACGUGAAAAGAAUUGGGUAUGGUGGAAACGUGAUGGCUGUCCUCCAUUUGAAAAACAACCAGUAGAGAAGAAAGUUGUCCAAGAUGGAGCUAAAAAACGCAGGCCGAGGUGGAGACUUGGAAAUAAAGAGCUCUCUCAAUUAUGGAAAUGGUCAGAUCAGAAUCCGAAUGCUUUAACUGAUCCUCAACGUGUUCAGACUCCCUCAAUAGCAGAAUACUGGAAACCUCUGGCUGAAGAUAUGGAUCCUGCUGCUGGGAUAGAAGCUGAAUAUCACCAUAAAAACAACAGGGUUUAUUGCUGGAAAGGUCUACGUUUUUCAGCUAGACAGGACUUGGAGGGAUUUUCUAAAUUUACAGACCAUGGUGUUGAGGGAGUAGUGCCUAUAGAACUCUUACCACCCGAUUUUCGUUCCAAAUACCAGUCUAAACCAAAUGACAGGUCUAAACGUGCUAAAAAGGAAGAAGCAAAGGGUACUGCACAGCAAGGAGAAGAAAAUCAGAUUGCGACUCCUGCUAGCGAGAAUGAUGAAGGAAUCAGGGGUGAUCUUGAUGCCUCUACAACCCCAAUGGAUGCUGAACCUGAAACCACUGGUGUGACUGACAUGGUGUCCCAAGGUGGCAGUCCAAUGCCCGAUGAACACCAGAAGCAAAGUUCUGACACAGAUGCCGGUCAAGAGAUGGGUCAGUUGGAAGCAGAUUCUGAGGCAGAGGCAGGGAUCAUUGAGGGUGAGGUUGAUUUAGAUGCAGCUUCCUGAGAUGUCAAGAUCAAGCUCGAUUUGGAAGAGAGCGAACUCAUCUUCGUUCCUGGAAUACCAUGCAAACUUUUGCAGGCUGUAAUGCUCCCUUUCCUUAGGAAUCAUAAUCAGCUUAAUGAAACUUUAAUGGCUCAUUUCUUCAAAUCUGCAAAAGUAUUUCUUGUAGGAUCAAUACUUGUUUAUGCCCUUAGUCAUUUCACUUUUGUUCAAUUUUUUUUCCUUUUUAAGUUUUGAAAGCUAAAAAUGAAAAUGAUGACUCUCAACUUUUAGUUGUUACAUUAUAAAAUGCAAGAACUGUGUAAUAAUGGUGUGACAUGUCAUAUUCUUUUAGGAAAAUUUACAAUUUCCACGGGAAAUUGGAUAAACAUUUGAUGUAUAGGGUGAACAAAAAUAAUUACAAAUAUUGAGAUUCCAUCAAUGAUUUGUAAUAUCAAGUAGUGAGAUUUGAGUGUAACUCUUCCAUUUUUAAAUAUUCUUUAGAAGAAA
This is a messenger RNA of Humulus lupulus (European hop), 2697 nucleotides long. Its product is annotated as THO complex subunit 1. The transcript has 23 exons. Gene Ontology annotation, cellular component: THO complex part of transcription export complex. Gene Ontology annotation, biological process: regulation of DNA-templated transcription elongation; mRNA export from nucleus. The record is from RefSeq and is a predicted model, not a curated record. Lineage: Eukaryota; Viridiplantae; Streptophyta; Magnoliopsida; Rosales; Cannabaceae. Bases 391 to 2211 code for a protein of 606 amino acids.